AUGUCCACCCCCGACAAACUAACGACAGUGAUGUCGAUCCCUAAUCUCCUUGGAUUGGACCCAUUGACAUGCACUCUUACCAUCCUAUCAAUCUUUGGCCUGCUGUUCUCCUCUGUCAACUUUCUCCGUCACUUCACGCCAACAAAUCUUUAUAUCCGCACUGCCGAUCUGGUCGCCCAAACGCGUGCUUUGUACGAUGCGCUCGACCAAGAGGAUCUCCUCCCAGGAGAAGCUGGUCAUCACGUCCAGCUUAAUGCCUGGCUAGAGCUCCUCGAAGAUAGAAUCAAGCCGUUAAUGUUCGUAAUUCUCCCCACGAAGAACAUCAUCCAGAUCCUGCGCGCCUGGACGAAAAUAUGGGCACUUCUGGAGAUAUCCCGGGAAAUUGAAAUAUUCCGUGUUGGCGUCCAGACUCUGUCAGAGCAAAGAAAGCGUAUGGAUCGUGUUCGUGCUGAAGCAAAACGGGAAGGGAUCCGUCCUGACCUCAAGAAACUAGAGGCAGCCGCUGAGGCGACCACUGAGAUGUUUAUUUCAACUCUUGGAGUACGUGACUCCCAGUUGACAAAGGACCUUGAAAGCUGCAGGUCGAGAUGCACUUCGCCAGAGCAGGGUAUCUAUCCCGAACAUCCCGAACACAAUCGACCACUUCAGAUAAGUGAGUUUGUCUCAGGCGACUGUGCCACCGUGGCCGGAGAAGGCGUCCCUCCCCUCUACUUCCUCCAGAAACAACAAUAG
Messenger RNA from Cyclocybe aegerita, 732 nucleotides. Lineage: Eukaryota; Fungi; Basidiomycota; Agaricomycetes; Agaricales; Hemipholiotaceae. The record is from the annotation of a GenBank genome assembly.